This is a messenger RNA of Saprolegnia parasitica CBS 223.65, 318 nucleotides long. RefSeq lists its product as hypothetical. Bases 1 to 318 code for a protein of 105 amino acids. Lineage: Eukaryota; Oomycota; Saprolegniomycetes; Saprolegniales; Saprolegniaceae. The transcript has a single exon. The record is from RefSeq and is a predicted model, not a curated record.
AUGGCCGAGAGCCGUGGCUCAUGGUCCCAUCUCCAUAGGCGUUCUGCGGCAGCACGUUCAGCAAGUCGUCGUCGUCAUCAUCCACGUCGUUUGGCCAGAGCGAAGACGUGGUCGUCGUCGUCAACAUGGUCCUCUCGUCUGCGCCAUGCGUGCCGCAUCGCGACGACAGCUUUGGAACCUUGGAGGGUGUGUUCGAAAUGCAAAUGGCAUUUCGCAGGACGCCAGCCACACAAACGCGGUGUGGUGUACUGCGAAGUGUCACUUGUAUGCAACCCAAGCCCAGCCUCCGUGCUUCCAGCGCAGUCGUUGUCCGUGUAA